Molecule: messenger RNA, 2541 nt
Organism: Lottia gigantea (owl limpet)
Lineage: Eukaryota; Metazoa; Mollusca; Gastropoda; Lottiidae
Exons: 13
Coding region: 1-2142 (713 amino acids)
Biological process (GO): cell adhesion; extracellular matrix organization
Cellular component (GO): extracellular matrix
Molecular function (GO): cell adhesion molecule binding
Source: RefSeq, a predicted model, not a curated record
AUGGCCAAAGUUUUUUGGAUGAUCGCCCUAACUUUAGUGGGACAGAGUUUUGGACAGUUUAUAAAGGAUGUCAGUGAUGCUAAUAAUAUAUUCGACGCUUUGACCAAGACGUUAACUUGUGGAAAGUUCAAAACAUUAAUCCAAGGUGCUGGACUACCAACAGAGAACAUGUACAAAUCUCAAAUCCGACUAACAUUGUUUGUACCAAAUAAUACAGCAUUCCAAGAAAUACCAUUAGAUAAACAAAAUGAAAUCUUCAAUAUGGUCCCAGCAGACAAAGAAGAUUAUGUCAGAUUUUAUACAGUUAAUGAAGAAUUACAAACAAUGAAUAUAAAUGAUAAUAUCAAAAAGAAAAGUAUAUCAUCAGACAAUAACAGAUUAUUUUUUAACAAAAGACAACGGCGAAUUAAUGAUAUUGGAGGUAAUGUUGGUGUAACAGAAUUCUAUGUCAAUGGAGCAUUGUUAAUAAGACCUAAUGUUCGAGCUGGUAAUGGUAUCGUUCAUGUCAUUGACAGAGUACUUGAAAAAAGUUACAGAUCAAAUGCUUACGCUUUUUUAAGAAGACCUGAUGAAGAAGACCGUUACAAACAAACGGAAUUUUUCAAGCAAUUUAUAAAUUAUUUAAAUGGAGAAUACUUAUAUAAUGGUGUAGAUUUUCUACAAGACUUAGAAUUCUUAACCUUAUUUGUACCUUCUGAUGAGGCUAUUAAUAAAAUACCUAUACAGAAAUUAAAUGAAUUACAGUCUGAACAACCAAGACUACAAAAGGUGGUUCAACAACAUAUCAUUAAAAGUCAAGCUAUAUAUACAUCAUUUGUUUACCAUAAUGAAGGCUUCAAUGCUGUAAAUGGAAGAAAUAUUUUCAGAAAAACCAUAGGAGAUAAAGUGUAUAUAAGUGGAGGCAGAGUUACAGCUGAAGUUACUCGUGGUAAUAUUACAGUAGAAAAUGGUGCUGUACAUUAUAUUGAUACUGUGUUAGGAUUUGUGUAUAAUACAGCUAGGGACCAAUUACAAGAAGAUUCCAUCACAAGUCAAUUUAAAGAUUUAACAAACCGUGGAAGAAAAGAACUUCAAGAUUAUUUAGUUCGGCCUUCAGGGGUAACUGUGUUUUGUCCUACCAAUGAAGCUUUCAAUGCCAUAGCAAACUUACAGAAUGCUGACUUAUAUAAUAAUGCUACAUUGAUUGAUGAGGUCUUAAGAAGAUCAUUUCUGGAGCCAGGUGAAAUUUUUGAUUUGACCAAAGUAAAUGGAAACUAUGACUCGAGAUUUGAAGUGGCUUCACAGUUUCGUGGAAAGAAAAUCAAGAUAUACAGUCAAGGAAAUGAUACCUGGGUAGAAGGGGGCUAUGUUAAAGCUAGAGUUAUUAGACCUGAUAUUGGAGUAACUAAUGGUAUUGUUCACUAUAUCGAUGGUGUAUUUGGGGUACCAUCUCGUGAUUUACCUGCAGUUAUAUAUUGUGAAGAUUGGUUAAUAAAACCAUACUAUAUCUUAACCACAGUUAAUUUAGACAAGUAUUUAAAAGAUGUUAGAAUUAAAACAGCUCAGAGAGCUUGUCCAGUUUCAUUAGCACGAAGUCAGUUUGGUGCUGUCACGAAUAACAAUAAUAACAAUAACAACAAUAACAAUAAUAACAACAAUGACUAUAAUUAUAACAAUGAACAAAGUGAUGAUUAUGACCGUUCGAGAUCUGGAGGUUGUGGUGAAAGUAAUAUAUACUGUGAAUUCACUAUGUUUAUACCAAAUGGUACAGCUAUUGAUAAUUUCCAGAAAACAGAGUUAGGGUUACGUAUUAUGGGAGACAAAAACAGAUUACGCUAUGUAUUAGGCAGACAUAUAUUACGAAGUAAAAAAUUAUAUUUAGAUACGUUAAGUCUUGGUAGUCAUGAGGUCGUGGCUGAUACUGGUGAAACAUUGAGAAUCAAUAAAAUCAAUGAAAAAUAUACAGAGAUAUUAUACCGAGGUCAGCGUACUAGAGUACUACACGGUGAUAUUGGUGCUACUAAUGGAGUUAUACAUAUCGUAGAUCGAGUUUUACAUUUUUAUGAUGACUUAACACGUGAGAUUAAUGCAGCAGAACAAAAUAUUUCUAUGUUCACAACAAUAAUAUGUCUCUUAGUUUUAUCUCUGUUUUAUUCUGUGUGAGGUCAAAGUGCUACAUUUAUUUUUUUUAAGUUAAUUUUGAUGGAUUGAAAUCAUUCCAGGACACUCCGGGUUAUUUUUAUAGGUCGGAAAAAUAUUUCGCUUUAAUUUGUGAAAAAUUAUAUGCGCGUAAAUCUAGAGAAAGAUGCCCCUUAAAGAUGCAGUCACACAAGCGGUCUGGGUCAGAGACUUUUGUCGCCGAUUUAAGUCUUGUCUUGAGUUUCUACGACUGGCAAGAGCACAUAAGGAGACAAAAAUCUCCAGUCGGCUGUUUCCAAUAAUCAAGGGUGGAGCAUGCAAUUAAAAGGAAAAGGAAUCUGAUUGGAUGAUGAUGGUCUGACUUGCAGACGAUACAACUAUCAAAGACAAUUAUCAAACUUGUUAUUAUAAAUCCUGUCAGCG